CGCCCAGCGCGCUCAGCCUGGCCCCGGGGCACAGCAGGGAGCCGGUGCCCGAGGGGCGAAGGGACCUUCCCACCCCCAGCCUGGCACCCAGUCCUGGACUUCGCCUGACACCCCCCUCCCCCGACAGUAGGAGGUAGCCCAUGACUCCUCCGUGGGGCUGAGAAGUCCCCUCCCCCCACGGCCCCCCCAUGCUGCCCCGCUCGCUGCGUCAUCUGCUGGAGGGGGCCCGGCUGGAGCUGGGGGAGGAGCAGGGGGUCACUCUGAGCGGGUACCGGAGCUGGUCCCCCGACCCCCCGCAGCCACAGCCCCCAGUGACCCUGACGGAGGAGGCCGAGGAGGGAGUGAUCUACACAGUGACCACGCGCCAGUCCGGGGGCGCCCAGCCAGGGGCCCCGGGGGGGGCGGGGAGCCAGGCCCGCUCACUGAAGGCCGGGUCGCUGGUCCGGCUGGUUUGGCACCUGCUGGAGGCCCAGACGCUGGGUGACGCCACCUACGUCCCUGCCUUCCUGGUCACCUACCGGGUGUACACCCGCCCCCCCACGGUGCUGGGGUUGCUGCUUGACAGGCUGGAGGAGGUCGGGGCUCUGGAGCUGAGGCCUGUCUCCCCGGAGACAGCUGAACUGCAGCGGGCCUUCUCCUCGGUGAUGUGCUCCUGGCUGGACGGGUAUCCCGAGGAUUUUGGGGGCCUUGACCAGGGCCUGGUGGAGCGACUGGGCCGGAGCCUGCAAUGUGCCCUGGGGCAGGGCUCCGAGGCCGAGAGACGCCUGCUCGCCCUGCGGGGGGUGCUGGGGGGGCCCAGCAAUGGAGGGGAGCUGGAGGAAGAGGAAUGGGGGGCAGGGGAAGAUGGCCCCGAGGGGGGUGUGACCCCCAGGGGGGACCCUGACCCCCUCGACAUCCUGAUUUUCCAAGCUGACCAUGUGGCUGCUCAGCUGACGCUGGUGGAGGCGGCACUGUUCCUGCGGGUCGUGCCCUACCAGUGCCUGGGCUCGCUCUGGUCUCAGCGUGACAAGAAGGGGCGGGAGCGGGACUGCCCCAGCGUCCGUGCCACGGUGCGCCAAUUCAACCGUCUGGCGGGGGCCGUGAUCCGCUCCUGCCUGGCGGGGCCGGGGCUGCGCCCCCAGCAGCGGGCCCGGAUCCUGGAGAAAUGGAUCCACGUGGCGGAGGAGUGCCGCGCCCUGAGGAACUUCUCAUCUCUCUGCGCCAUCAUCUCCGCCCUGCAGUCCAGCCCCGUGCACCGGCUCAAGCGGACCUGGGACGAGACCGCCAGGGACGCGCUGCGCAGCUACGAGGAGCUCAGCACCAUCUGUUCCGAACAGGAUAACUACAGCCUGAGCCGGCAGCUGCUGUUCCAGGACGACACCUCCAAACCGUCUGGCGCCGACCCUGCCCCACGCCGGCAGCCGCGGAGACCCCAGGAGCAGCGCCCAGUGGGCGUGGUUCCUUACCUCGGCACCUUCCUGCGAGACCUGGUGAUGCUGGACACAGCCAUGAAGGAUGAGCUGGAGAACGGAUACAUCAACUUCGAGAAGAGGCGCAAGGAGUUUGAGGUUCUGGCCCAGCUGCGUCUCCUGCAGUCCGUGUGCCGCAACUACAGUGUCCAGCCCAGCCCCCCCUUCCAGCGUUGGCUGCGGGCGCUGCCCCCCCUCUCUGAGGCACAGAGUCACAGUCUCUCCUGUGAGAUCGAACCCCCUGGGGAGGCCCCAACCCCCCAGCGGCCCCUGAAGCCCACCCUGGUCAUCACCCACUGCACAGAGCUGCUGAGCUCCGUGGGGAACCCCCUGGUCUCCUGGGAGGGGCCCCCCGGCUGCAGCCCCGACCUGCUGCCGCCCCCCCGUGGCCCCACACAGCUGCUGUCUCGCCUGGCACAGCACAUGAAGUGGCCGUCAGUCUCCGCGCUGGACACAGCUCCUGAGGACGUGGCUUCCUUGGCCGGGGGCCUCUCGCCCCCCACCCCCACCGGGGGGGGCUUUCCCCGGGGGCACCGGCGCUCGGCUUCAUGCGGCUCGGCCUUCCCUGCCCCUCCCACCCUGGAGCCCGGGGCCCCCCCCUCCGACUGCUGCAUCAUCCGCGCCCGCAUGGCCCUGCACAACGGCAGCCUCUACAAGAGCAUCCUGGUGACCAGCCAGGACAAGACCCCGUCUGUCAUCGCCAAGGUGCUGGAGAAGCACGGACAGGAGCGGGGGGCUGCCCCCCAAUUCCAGCUGGUCCAGCUGCUGCCUGAUAGGAAAGAGCUGACCUUCCCGCCUACAGCCAACGUCUUCUACGCCAUGAAUGGCUCCAGCUUGGACUUUGUGCUGCGGCCCAAGGGCCCCGGGGAGCCUCCCCUGCCCCCCAGCACCGCCCCCCGCAGGGCUGAGCUCAGCGCCACCUUCCCCAAAAUCAAGGCCACUGGCCGCAAGCUCGCCAGGGCCCUCUUCUGAGGGCGAACCCCAAAACCGCCCUGGGGCUUCCUGGGCCUGGAGGAAAGGCAGUGACCUGCGCCUAGGCUAUGGGGAAGGGAAUUGGAGCCACACCGUGCCUAGGGCUGUCUGCUUGGCCUGCCCCCAUCUCUCCUGGCAUCAGGGUCUGGUCUGCCCCAGCACUGUCCAGGGGGCAGCCUGCCCAGCCAGCAGCCUCAGGGCCAUGACCUAAGUGCCUUGAAAGGGUGAUGUCCUGGCUUCGGGGGGAGGGGCUGUCAGGACCUACUUCCUGUCCACCCAGGAGCUACAGCUGGGGGUAGGCUGCCCCCAUGGGGGGCAGGGCAGUGACCCCCACUCUCCUACAGCAUGGUCUCACCCCUGCCAGAAGGACUCUAGGGAAGGCCAGGGGGGUAACUCCCCACUAGACACGGGUGGGACGUGGGGUGCCCCCACUGGUGCUGAGACGGCAGCUUCUCAGGGAUUUGUCCCACCUGGAGGUGGGGGGAAGCACUGUGUGAUCCAAGCCCUGGAGGGGCAGCUGAUCCCACCCCCAAUCACUGUAUUGGGGCUUGUGGCCCCAGCCCUCGUUGCUGUAACACUAACGCAAUAAAGACACUAGAAGCA
Malaclemys terrapin pileata is the source of this 3023-nucleotide messenger RNA. RefSeq names its product ral guanine nucleotide dissociation stimulator like 2 (gene RGL2). Gene Ontology annotation, cellular component: plasma membrane. Gene Ontology annotation, biological process: Ras protein signal transduction; positive regulation of GTPase activity. The record is from RefSeq and is a predicted model, not a curated record. Gene Ontology annotation, molecular function: guanyl-nucleotide exchange factor activity. NCBI's taxonomy places the organism in Eukaryota, Metazoa, Chordata, Testudines, Emydidae.